This is a messenger RNA of Branchiostoma belcheri (Belcher's lancelet), 1215 nucleotides long. RefSeq names its product F-box only protein 11-like. The record is from RefSeq and is a predicted model, not a curated record. The annotation marks the transcript as partial. Gene Ontology annotation, biological process: protein ubiquitination; ubiquitin-dependent protein catabolic process; regulation of apoptotic process. The transcript is spliced from 11 exons. Lineage: Eukaryota; Metazoa; Chordata; Leptocardii; Amphioxiformes; Branchiostomatidae. Gene Ontology annotation, molecular function: protein binding.
AUGUGGCCUGUGGCUUUAUCUUCCAUCCGCCCCCUAAUCAGCUGGCUGCAGGAGGAGGUGCCUGAUGAGGUCCUGCUGAAGAUCAUGAGUUAUCUGAAGGAGAAGGACCUGUGUCGAGCUGCGCAGGUCUGCAAGCGCUGGAACACCCUCACCAACGACCCCACAAUAUGGAAAAAUCUAUACACAGCAGUGUUUGAAUAUACCCAGCCCAUGAUGCAUCCAGAGCAUGGGAAAUUCUACUUUGUGAAGCCAGAGGAAUAUAACUGUCCCAACCCAUGGAAGGACAGCUUCCGCCAAUUGUACAAAGGUGUCCACGUAAAGCCUGGUUAUGCUGAACACUAUCACAACAAUGCUGACCGCUACAAGGGCAGAGAACACAUGUUGUAUUAUGACACCAUUGAGGAUGCGAUGGGAGGAGUGAAUGAAUGUCACCAUGAAGGUCUGAUCUUCGUCCACUCUGGGAUCUACCAGGACGAGUGGAUCUAUGUGGAAUCUCCCGUUACCAUCAUCGGGGCAGCUCCAGGCAAGGUGGCUGAACAUGUGGUGAUAGAGAACACCAGAGACUCCAGUAUUGUGUUCAUGGAGGGAUGCGAGGACGCUUUUGUAGGAUUCAUGACAAUCAGAUUUUCCCCAGAGGACUCCUCGGCCACCCACCACCAUGCGCACCACGCGGUGGAAAUCAACACCAACUGCCGACCGAUCAUCAGUAACUCCAUCAUCCGCAGCUCUUCCACAGUUGGUUCAGCGGUGUGUGUGACAGGAAGCGGUGCCCAGCCCACCAUCCGCAACUGUAACAUCAGCGACUGUGAGAAUGUAGGACUCUACGUCACAGAUCAUGCACAGGGCUUUGUUGAAGACUGUGAGAUCAGUGGAAACGCGCUGGCUGGGAUCUGGGUGAAGAACUACGCUAACCCCAUCAUGAGACGUAACCACAUCCACCACGGGCGAGACGUCGGCGUCUUCACGUUCGAGAAGGGGAUGGGUUAUUUUGAGCAGUGUAACAUCCACCACAACAGGAUCGCGGGGUUCGAGGUGAAGGCUGGUGCUAACCCCACGGUGGUGAACUGUGAGAUCCACCACGGGCAGACGGGCGGCAUCUACGUCCACGAGAAGGGCCGCGGGCAGUUCAUCGACAACAAAAUCCACUCCAACCAGUUCGCUGGCAUCUGGGUAACGUCACAUAGCGAUCCCACCAUUAGGGGCAAUUCCAUCUUC